UUUUUUUUACUUCCAGUUUUGGACACAGCGGUUGUGGCAGGAUAGCGUUAGGGGUGUUGGUGAAGUUAGUGGGUCACGUCGUAGUAGACUGUGACAAGCAAUCAUGACUUCAACAAAUAUGUUUCAGGGAAUUGAGAAUAAUGCCAAACCAAGUUCAAGAGUUCUAAGACCUCCUGGUGGAGGCUCCAGCAAUCUCUUCGGUGGUUAUGAGGAAGACACAUCCACCUCUAGACGGCCAAACAAGAUGUCCUCAUCUAUUUUUGGCCCUCCAGAAGAGACUCGGGGUAUUCCUAAACGCUCCAAUCCCCCAGGUGGAAAGAGCAGUGGAAUAUUUGGGCAGCCAGAGGCUCCUCAAGCUCAGAAAAAGCCUGUUCCCCCUGGUGGAGCAACAAGUAACAUAAUUUGGGGUACAGAGCCAAACCCACUUUCUGUUAAAAGUCACCCCAACAAACCAAAAGACAACUUAAGUGUGGUUGUUGAAGCUACACCAGAUCCACCAGCGCCAGUGCCUAAGCAGGAACCUGUUGUUGAAGAGGUGAAGGCUGAGGUGGCUUCUCCUCAACCCACACCGGCAAAAGAAGAACCUGCUCCAGCUCCAGAACCAGCAGCCAAUCAGAAUUCUGAACCAGCCACAGAGAAACUAACAGAAAAGAACCAUGAGCCACGCCUAGGACCACGCCCUCGCUCUCACAACAAAGUGCUUAACCCACCUGGUGGAAAGUCAAGUGUGGUCUUCUAUUAGCCCAAAGUUCUGCUUCUUUGUCUCUUACAUCCAUGUUUUUUCCUCUCUUGUGUAUGCUUUCAGCUUGUACUAAAACUUCUCCUUUACCAUCUCCCAUCAUUCACUGCAACCUUGUUUUCUUGUGCUUUUCUAUUUCAUUUCUUGGUUUUGCACUUUCUGAUUCAUUCCUCAUUUGCUCUUCAUCCCUUCAUUUAUUUAGAGUCACUGUUUCUGUCACUAAUUCAAAUGAAUGGUUAUUCUUUCGAGUUGACGGUUCUUUAUAUUUGUUGUCUAAAAUGUAUAAUGUAUAUCUUCAUAAUGAAACUCGGCAGAGUCUAUCCAAUGCUCAACUGGAACCACAGUCGGUCGGCAAAGCAAACUCUUCAGAAUCAGCAUGUUCAGAUUUACUUUUGAAACUUGAAUGUUUUCCUACGGCUUGACUUGUGCAGUAAGAUGGCCAACAGUAAAAGUAAUCGCUUGAGUGCCUAACCAAAAAAAGCACAAUUGUUUGAACUGAUAAUUACCUAUGCCAAAGGAUAAAUGCGUACAAUCAAAUGUUAUUUACAUAUCGCAUCAGAAUGUCCACACUGUCUUCACUCGUCAUAUAACACAAGGCAAUAUGCCUUGACAAUAUGUAAAUUGACAAAUUUGCAGAAACCUCUGAUAUGCUGGUUGCUAAAGGAGAGUACUUGAGAAGAGUCACUGUGGUUUUGUCAUACUGCUAUUAAAUUUAUCCUUUCUGUCUUGUCAUCAGCAGUAUGUAUAUGUUUUGGGUAAAAGUUGUAGUUGGAUGUGACGCACCUGUAGAAGUGUGGGAGAUUUGCCCCACCUAAAAGUGCCACCCACCCCAGUUCAGAAAACUUAAGUGGUUCCUUAGUUGUGUGACUGGCUGAGAUGAUGUCACAGAAGUCAGUGUCUUGCAAUUGAUUUGUAUGCUGUUUUGUAUUGGUGAUUUUUUUUUCAUGACAAAAGAAUGUUUUACCAUGUUGCUCAAAAUAAACUAACACAAAUCUUGA
This is a messenger RNA of Triplophysa rosa, 1737 nucleotides long. It is a transcript of the gene jpt2, whose product is annotated as Jupiter microtubule associated homolog 2. The transcript has 5 exons. The record is from RefSeq and is a predicted model, not a curated record. The coding region runs from base 104 to 742 and encodes 212 amino acids. NCBI's taxonomy places the organism in Eukaryota, Metazoa, Chordata, Actinopteri, Cypriniformes, Nemacheilidae. Gene Ontology annotation, cellular component: nucleus.